This is a messenger RNA of Melanotaenia boesemani (Boeseman's rainbowfish), 963 nucleotides long. It is a transcript of the gene gmnn, whose product is annotated as geminin DNA replication inhibitor. NCBI's taxonomy places the organism in Eukaryota, Metazoa, Chordata, Actinopteri, Atheriniformes, Melanotaeniidae. The coding region runs from base 113 to 817 and encodes 234 amino acids. Gene Ontology annotation, biological process: negative regulation of cell cycle; negative regulation of DNA replication. The transcript is spliced from 7 exons. The record is from RefSeq and is a predicted model, not a curated record. Gene Ontology annotation, cellular component: nucleus.
UAGCAAGCUAAUCUAGGCAUUCACUUCCAACACUAACUAGUAGUGAACCAACGAUAAAGCUACAUCUUAUCUGACAGACUGGCUUAAUUGAGGCCUAUGUGAGAUUUCUUGAAUGAAAAUGAGUUUCAGUGGACGGGUAAAGCCGAACCAUCAGGGGUCUAAUGAGAAUAUAAAGAGCUUUUUUACACCAUCAGAAAAGAAAAUGGGACCCCCAAGGCAAAGCCUCCAGGUGCUCAAACCCUCAGCAGUCAACACAGACUUGCGGUCUGCUCAGACGGGAAAGGUAAUUCCCAAGAGGAAGCAAUGGAUACCUGAACAAACUAAAGGAUCAAAGAGGGUGAAGGUGGAGGUCAAAGCCACCCAAACGGAAGAUGCUGAUUGUUUACCAGCUGACAUGUCAAGUGAAGCCUAUGAACUUAUGGUUAAAGAAACUCCUCCUGCUACAUACUGGAAAGAAGUAGCUGAAGAGCGCCGGAAGGCUUUGUACGACGUCCUACAGGAGAACGAGAAGUUGCACAAAAACAUCGAGGCCAGAGAUGAACAGAUUAAAAAACUACAGGGGGAAAAUGAAGAGCUACAGGAGCUGGCACAACAUGUACAGUACAUGGCUGAUAUGAUUGAGAGGCUGACUGGGAAGGGUCCAGACAACCUAGAAGAACUGAGAGGAAUCGCUCUUGACAUGGAGGAUGAGGAUGCAGAGCAUGAAGAUGAAGUAGCCGAUCUUAGUGAACAAGAGGAAACCUACUACCUGAGUGCUGCAGAGGAUGGAGAGUCUCCAGGUCAGGAGCAGACAGGAUCCUCACUAGACCAGGAUUGACCUGGAACUCAUUUUAUUCCAAAGCUGAAUGCCACAAGUUUUCUGGCUUGGAACUUUUGGUUACUCAAGAAGCAAGAGAAGGAGACACUAUUUUUAAUGACUUGGCAUUUUUUCUUUUUUUCUAUCCGAACAUGGAGCAGGUAUAU